AGGAUUUUCGCUAGGCGCCAUUCAGAAAGCUACACAUUUUACUCAACAGGAGGCAGCAUCUUUUCGCUGUGUCUUCCUCCACCAUUGCGAAAAGUAGCUUUGCGUGUAAAGAAGCUUAAACAAUGAAUAAUGGCGACAAAAGCCUGGUCUGGCCUUGGAGACUUUGAAUCUUAUUCGCUGUAAUUUUGUUUUAAUCCCUGCAAUGAACGGCACGCAAGCCAUUUCAGUCAAACACCCUUUCUGAAUACAGAGCUACAAGGGAGAGACUUCAAUAUUCCUCGCGGCUGUGAUCGGAAAAUGAAGCGACCACUCCACUCCGGUAACCUCUCCGGCGACGAGAUAACAAAGAAAACAAAGCUCGUAGUCGUAGAAGAAGAAGAAGAGCGCGAAGAGAGUGCGUUGGUGAACCUAGACGACGAUUUACUCUUCGAGGUACUGAAGCACGUGGAUGAGCGCACGCUGGCCACGGCGGCGUGCGUUAGCAAGCGGUGGAGGAACACGGCGCACGACGAGAGGCUCUGGGAGAUGCUCUGCACGCGCCACUGGGCUAACACCGGGUGCGCCAGCGACCAGCUACGCACGGUGGUCCUCGCCCUCGGAGGCUUCCGUCGUCUCCACGCGUCCUUUCUCUGGCCGCUCCUCAAGACCAGGACGACGUCGUUGUCGCACUCUCUGUCCACGACGUCGUUUCCGCCGAAGAAGGGGUGUAGGCGGUGGGGCAAAGACGAGGUUCAUCUCUCGCUGUCGCUGCUGUCCAUUCGGUACUAUGAGAAGAUGGAUUUCAGUUACAAAGGUUGUACGAAUAGAAAAUGUUAACUAUGUCUCUAAGAUUUUCAUUUUUUUUUUUUUUUUUUUGUUAAUUCUCGGAUUUUUGUUUCAAUUUUUGUCUUCUUUAAUACCCUUACGACCUAAUGUGAUGGAUAUUGUGUU
This is a messenger RNA of Alnus glutinosa, 930 nucleotides long. RefSeq names its product F-box protein GID2-like. Gene Ontology annotation, biological process: gibberellic acid mediated signaling pathway; regulation of gibberellic acid mediated signaling pathway. Gene Ontology annotation, cellular component: SCF ubiquitin ligase complex. Gene Ontology annotation, molecular function: protein binding. The transcript has a single exon. Lineage: Eukaryota; Viridiplantae; Streptophyta; Magnoliopsida; Fagales; Betulaceae. The record is from RefSeq and is a predicted model, not a curated record. The coding region runs from base 298 to 816 and encodes 172 amino acids.